Molecule: messenger RNA, 2466 nt
Organism: Chiroxiphia lanceolata (lance-tailed manakin)
Lineage: Eukaryota; Metazoa; Chordata; Aves; Passeriformes; Pipridae
Gene: EYA2
Product: EYA transcriptional coactivator and phosphatase 2
Exons: 16
Coding region: 77-1681 (534 amino acids)
Biological process (GO): cell differentiation; positive regulation of DNA repair; negative regulation of extrinsic apoptotic signaling pathway in absence of ligand
Cellular component (GO): nucleus
Molecular function (GO): protein tyrosine phosphatase activity
Source: RefSeq, a predicted model, not a curated record
CGGCUCUGGCGGAGCGCGGUGCCGGGGGUGUCCUGCGUGCGGAGUCGCGACCGAGAGCUAGCAGAGGUAUAAGGAAAUGCUAGAUCUAGUGAUAUCACCCAGUCUGACUGUAAAUAGAGAGUGCCCUGACAGACUGAAGCUUAACCUUUCUCACAUUUAUGCCACGGCUCCAGAUGACAUAGAAGGCAGCAGCAAAGCAGCACCACAGUGUCCUCUCCAUCUGUACACCACAAAACAUUAUCCCCAUAUAGUGACAGUCCCAUCUUUCCCAACAAUGGCAACGUACGGACAGACUCAGUACAGCACGGGAAUCCAGCAGGCUGCUGCAUACACUGCCUACCCUCCUCCAGGGCAGCCCUAUGGAAUUCCCUCCUACAGCAUUAAAACAGAGGACAGCCUGAGCCAUUCCCCAGGACAGAGUGGGUUCCUCAGCUAUGGAUCCAGUUUUGGUGCCCCAGCAGCAGGACAGGCCCCCUACACGUACCAGAUGCACGGCACAACAGGGAUUUACCAGGGAGCCAAUGGCCUGACAAAUUCUGCAGGAUUCAGUGCUGUGCAUCAGGAAUAUUCAUCCUAUCCAAGCUUUCCUCAGAGCCAGUACUCCCAGUAUUACAGCUCGUCCUACAACUCCCCCUACGUGUCUGCAAACAGCAUCAGCCCCUCGGCCAUCCCGACCUCCACCUACUCCCUGCAGGAAUCUUCCCACAACAUCACCAGUCAGAGCACAGAGUCCCUCUCUGGGGAAUAUUCAACAACACCAGCAAAAGAUGUAGAAACAGAGAGACAUCACAGAGGGUCAGAUGGCAAAGUACGAGCCCGGUCAAAAAGAAGCAACGAUCCUUCCCCUGCUGCUGACAGUGAGAUCGAGCGUGUGUUUGUGUGGGAUUUGGAUGAGACGAUAAUUAUUUUUCACUCCUUACUCACGGGAACCUUCGCGUCCAGAUAUGGGAAGGACACCACAACGUCUGUGAGGAUUGGUCUCAUGAUGGAAGAAAUGAUCUUCAACCUUGCAGAUACACAUCUGUUCUUUAAUGACCUGGAGGACUGUGACCAGAUCCACAUAGAUGAUGUAUCCUCAGAUGAUAACGGUCAGGAUCUAAGCACGUAUAACUUCUCUGCAGAUGGCUUCCACAGCUCCACUGCCAGUGCAAACCUGUGCCUGGGCUCGGGAGUCCACGGGGGAGUGGACUGGAUGAGGAAAUUGGCCUUUCGCUACCGUCGGGUGAAAGAGAUGUACAACACCUACAAAAACAACGUGGGGGGUUUAAUAGGAGCUCCUAAGAGGGAAACCUGGCUGCAGUUGAGAGCAGAACUGGAGGCGCUGACUGAUCUCUGGCUCACACACGCUCUGAAGGCGCUGAACUUGAUACAUUCCCGGCCCAACUCUGUGAAUGUGUUGGUCACCACAACUCAGCUUAUACCAGCUCUUGCUAAAGUGCUUCUCUAUGGACUGGGCACUGUCUUCCCCAUUGAAAACAUUUACAGUGCAACAAAAACAGGGAAAGAGAGCUGCUUUGAAAGGAUAAUGCAGAGGUUCGGAAGGAAAGCCGUGUACAUUGUAAUAGGAGAUGGUGUUGAAGAGGAACAAGGAGCAAAAAAGCACAACAUGCCAUUCUGGAGAAUCUCUUGUCACGCUGACCUGGAAGCUCUUCGGCACGCCUUGGAACUUGAAUAUUUGUAGCAGACCCCAACAUCUUAGCACUGGGAGGGCUUCACUCAGACUAUUACAGCGGUUCCACCUAUUCCUCAUCAUUUCCUCAGUAAAAAAAAAAAAAUCCCACAGCAACUGCAGUUUUUCUUUUUUUUGAAGGAGAACCCUUUCAGUGGAAGCCUUUAAGAACUUGCAGCCAAAGAACAUUGUCUCAAGUCCUCCUUCCUUUGGACAGAGGAAAAACCUUCUGAUCACUCGCUGGGAUGCUGCAGUUGCUGGCUAAGUUGGAGGCACAGAGCUCUAAUGGCCUUUUUGCCAUCAACAACAAAUGCGACAAGUCUGGGUGUCCCUGUCAGCUUUCUUGGUUUUGAAAGGGGAAGAGGACACAGCAAGGAGUCUCUGCACAGUCCAUCACAUCACACGGGACCUUCUGAAAAUAGGAGUGAAACUGUUGAUUUUUUUUUUUUUUUGCUAUUUUUUUAAUUUAUGAACUAAUCUCAUUACUCUGGUAUUAAGCUCUGUACCUGUGUUUUUAAUCUGGCUUUUCAGGGUGGGUGGGUGGGUGGGGAAAGUCUUACUGUUCUAAAUUAAUAGUUCAUUUCUCCAGAACAAACUCUGGGGAAGAAUCAUAUUGUGUACAUGAGUAGUCAGGACACAUGGUACUGUUGGUAAGAACUGUAGCUGUGUUUUUGAACCUUGCCAAGGUGGUAUGAGGACUGUGCACAUGUCUACACAGUGCCUUAUACUGCUGUCUUGGGGUGGGGGAAAAAGUACCUUGUGAUGAGUGAAAGGCAUUAAAUAAAAACAUGUUUACA